CUUUCACACGCUGCAGUUGGGUGGGGGCGCGACUGCAGGAUAUGGUAUAUGGUCACAAAUAAACCAAAAAACAUCUGAAGUGUUAAAAACAGUCGAUGGUACUACACUCACCACGGUCCUGUCGAUGGGCUCCCCGAUGCUGAUUGCUCUGGGCUGCAUCUUCGCUCUCAUGGGCUUGAUUGGCUUUUGUGGCACUUUGAAGAAAAUAAGCUGGAUGCUCUUGGUCUUCUUCGUUGUUGUGCUUAUCAUCUUCAUCCUUCAGGUCAUCGCAGCAGUGUUUCUCCUCCUCCCAAAUUCUGUGAAAGAAAAUGCAUUGAGCAGCUUAGAGGUCAAAUUUGUUGAAAGUCUUCGGACGAAAUAUGAUCAAGACCAAUCAUUCACUGACAUAUGGAAUGUAACUAUGACUAAGCUGAACUGCUGUGGAUACAAAGGCUACAAGGACUUCACAAAUUCAACUUUAAAGGGGAGCUCAGAAUAUCCCAAACAAUGCUGCAAAAGUGUAAAAAAGUGUGAAAAAGUAGAAGCUGAGAAAGAGAAUAUAAGGGGCUGCAUUCAUGUGCUGUUUGAUGAAAAUAUACCCAUAUCUGGAGCUUUGUCAUUUCUGAUCGGCAUUCUAGAGAUUGUUGCCAUGUUUGUUUCGCUGAAAGUCUACCGAUGCUUGAGACGCUUACCUGAUCUCCCGGACCCUUUUUCAAAUAAUCUGUGAUAAACAAAUAUUGAUUUGUUUUUUUCUGAAUCUGUGAAAGUUCUUUGUGCUUUAUGGCAUUUGCCAAAAUACUCAGAUUUUUCUAUGAAGCAUGAUGUGUGGGAACAAAGAAAAUAAAUAUCAAGAAGAAUUUAGCUUUUUUUUUUUUUUAU
This is a messenger RNA of Cyprinus carpio (common carp), 858 nucleotides long. Its product is annotated as tetraspanin-1-like. The coding region runs from base 125 to 706 and encodes 193 amino acids. Gene Ontology annotation, cellular component: membrane. Lineage: Eukaryota; Metazoa; Chordata; Actinopteri; Cypriniformes; Cyprinidae. The transcript is spliced from 6 exons. The record is from RefSeq and is a predicted model, not a curated record.